Molecule: messenger RNA, 1485 nt
Organism: Blumeria graminis f. sp. triticale
Lineage: Eukaryota; Fungi; Ascomycota; Leotiomycetes; Helotiales; Erysiphaceae
Source: the annotation of a GenBank genome assembly
AUGGCUAUUGCGACAGUAGAAGCUUCGCCUCUGUCUCCAACUGGAAAUUCCCGCGAUGUAUUCCGAAAAAACAAUCGUAAUGUAUCAUUUAAUACUACACCAGCAGCUAUAUCGAUCGAUACAAAGUCCCAUACUAUUCCUUCAACGACUUCGUCGUCCCAACAGCAGCCCAUGCGACUCAGGCGUCGCAGCAGUCAAGGAUCUGUAGUAACUAUGCAGAAUAGUGUCCCUAAGAUUGGUCCACAACGAACGACCAAAAAAACGCAGAAGCUCAAGCUCCUACCCAACCCUGAGUUUGGAGAAGAUGGUCCAGAUGAAGAGAGCGGGAGGGAUGUCUAUUCACAAUACACACGAAUCAAAGAUCCUACUGCUCGUCGAGAUGCCGCAAGAUUGGGAAAAUCAGAUCGCGACCGUCUACCUCGGGUAACUGCAUACUGUACCGCCAGUAAAUAUCAACUUGAAAACAUGAUGCGAUUCCUUAAAGGUCGAGGAGCGGCGAGAGGUGCAAAUCCAAAGUUGGUAGACGAAUGUAUUUAUACACCGUUUGAGUAUGAUCGACAGAGUAACGAUGAGGUUCAGCCUACACCAAUCGACCCUUACGGAAAGAGUAGUCCUGGUGCUAUCAUUGAUGACAGCAAUAAGAGUUCAAAUCGAAGGGGCGAUCUGAUUGAUUUGCGCAAUGAGGGCGAUUCCAGUCAUAAUAAUAGAGAGAAUGGCACAAGCAAUAACUCGGAUCGAAAUCAUACCGAAGUAAUCACAUCGGAAAAUAGUCCGGACUUCGACACACAGGUCCACACUCCCGAGGUGUUUUUAUUCGAUUACGGAGUUGUUGUAAUAUGGGGCAUGUCGCUACAGCAUGAGCAGCAAUUUUUGAAAGAAAUAGCAAAAUUUGAAGAUGAAAAACUAGCACCUGACGAUGUGGAAACCGAAUGUUUCAAUUUCUACUAUACCCGAGAAUACCAAGCCCGCAUCUACAAUGACUUUAUCACGCUAAGGGACAAAGGUGCAUAUAUGACAAAGCUCGCUAUAUCGCAUGCUCUAGCUCAAAGUGUAAAGACAUCAAUGUUCGAAGAACUAGUUGAUAACACCAUCGAGGCAUGCAAAGAUAUUCCGGGUCAGAUCGCAACGACGGGUAAAAUAGCCCUAAGCCGAACUCAAAUCAACAUGCAAAUAGGAGAGCUUUUUAUACUUCGUAUAAAUAUACAUUUAAAUGGAUCAGUCUUGGAUACUCCUGAGAUAUUUUGGUUGGAACCGCAAUUAGAGCCCGUUUAUCAAGCUGUGCGCAGCUACCUAGAAAUGGAUCAGCGAGUAAGCCUACUCACUGAUAGAUUGGAUGUUAUUGCAGAUCUACUAGCUGUACUCAAGGAUCAAUUGAGUCAUGGUCAUGGUGAAAUGCUUGAAUGGAUUGUAAUUGUUCUCAUUGCGGCUGAAAUACUUGUUGCUGCUGUCAACAUAAUUGUGGAUAUUUAUGCAGGCUUGGAUUAA